This is a messenger RNA of Betta splendens (Siamese fighting fish), 2379 nucleotides long. RefSeq names its product tripartite motif-containing protein 16-like. The transcript has a single exon. The record is from RefSeq and is a predicted model, not a curated record. Gene Ontology annotation, molecular function: protein binding; zinc ion binding. The coding region runs from base 34 to 1716 and encodes 560 amino acids. Lineage: Eukaryota; Metazoa; Chordata; Actinopteri; Anabantiformes; Osphronemidae.
AACUUAGUCGCUUUGUGGCUGCGAGAGAGUAAAAUGGCUCAGACAGGAGUUCAGUUAAACCAGAAAACCUUCUCUUGUUCCAUCUGUCUGGAUCUACUGAAGGAUCCGGUGACUAUUCCCUGUGGACACAGCUACUGCAUGAACUGUGUUACAACAAUCUGGGAUGAAGAAGACGGUAAGAGACUCUACAGCUGCCCUCAGUGCAGACAGACCUUCACACCGAGGCCUGUCCUGGUGAAAAACACCAUGUUAGCAGAGUUAGUGGAGCAGCUGAAGAAGACUGGACUCCAAGCUGCUGCUGCUGAUCACUGCUAUGCUGGACCUGAAGAUGUGGCCUGUGAUGUCUGCACUGGGAGGAAACUGAAAGCUGCCAAGUCCUGUCUGAUGUGUCUGGUCUCUUACUGUGAGACUCACGUCCAGCCUCAUUAUAAUUCCUCUGCCUUUGAGCAACACAAGCUGGUGGAGCCCUCCCAGAAGCUGCAGGAGAACAUCUGCUCUCGUCACCACAGAGUGAAGGAGCUUUUCUGUCGUACUGAUCAACAGUGUAUCUGUCAUCUCUGCUCUGUGGAUGAACAUAGAGGCCACGACACAGUCUCAGCUGAAGCAGAGAGGACUGAGAGGCAGAGAGAGCUCGAAGGGAGUCGACAGGAAAUCCAGCAGAGAAUCCAGGACAGAGACAAGGAGGUGAAGGUGCUUCAACAGGACGUGGAGGCCAUCAGUCGCUCUGCUGAUCAAUCAGUGGAGAACAGUGAGAAGAUCUUCACUGAGCUCAUCCGUCUGAUGGAGAAAAGAAGGUCUGAGGUGAAGCAGCAGAUCAGAUCCCAGCAGGAAACUGAAGUGGGUCGAGUCCAAGAGGUUCAGGAGAAGCUGAAGCAGGAGAUCACUGAGCUGAAGAGGAGAGACGCUGAGCUGGAGCAGCUCUCACACACAGAGGAUCACAUCCAGUUUCUACACAUCUACCCGUCACUGCCAGCACUGAGUGGAUCCACACAAUCAUCCAGAACCAACACCCGUGCUCUGAGAUACUUUGAGGACAUGACAGCAGCUGUGUCAGAGCUCAGAGACCAAAUACAGGAGGUUCUGAGGACGACGAGGACAAACAUCUCACUGACAGUGACUGAGGUGGACGUUUUACUGUCAGGACCAGAACCAGAAUACAAGGGCAGAGCUGGGUUCUUAAAGUAUUCCUUUGAAAUCACUCUGGAUCCAAACACAGCAAGCAACUGGUUGUUAUUAUCUGAGGGGAACAGAAAAGUAACAUAUAAGAGUCAAUCACAGUAUUAUUCUGAUCAUCCAGACAGAUUCACUGAUUGGUGGCAGGUUCUGAGCAAAGAGAGUUUGACUGAACGUCGUUACUUUGAGGUGGAGUGGAGAGGAAAAGAAACAGUUAUUAUAGCAGUCGCAUACAAGAACACCAGAAGAGCAGGAUGUGGUGCUGAAUGUGGAUUUGGAUUUAAUGAUAAAUCCUGGGCAUUGAUAUGUAACAACACCAGUUAUGAAUAUUGUUACAACAACAUCUUCACUCAUGUCUCAGGUCCUCCAUCCUCCAGAAUAGGAGUGUACCUGGAUCACAGAGCAGGUCUUCUGUCCUUCUACAGUGUCUCUAAAACCAUGACUCUCCUCCAGAGAGUCCAGACCACAUUCACUCAGCCUCUCUAUGCUGGACUGUAUGUUUAUGGUGAUAAUGCUACAGCUGAGAUCUGUAAAUUGAAAUAGACUCAAGUCAUUUAAGAUGCAGCAGGUUAAACUUGACUUCAUCUUUAUUUUUAUCUUAAUUUUUCACAUGUAUUACUUGUCUCAUCACUGUUAUGUGCUUUAAAAUUCUAUCACUCAUCUUCAUCUUGUGUUGGACUUUCUUUAGGAGGCAGAUUGUUAACUAGUUGAGCAGUGACAGUUGUAAACAAGGCCACCCCUAUAGCUUAAAAUCCAUGUGCAGCUUGUGAAACGACAGAAGAGAGGUUCAGAACAGGUGUCAGAGUGUUGUUGUUGCAGGGUGGUCCACAGGGGGGCGCGUUUUGUUUUUCAUAUCUAUGUCUGUGUAACAUAUGGGUGUCAGUCCCACUCUCAGUACACAGGUGUAGGGAUUUUCCAGCUAUGAAGAGUGUAAAAGAACUGAGCGACAAGUUGUUGUGUUUCAGUAUAUUUGUAGACAACUUUAUAAUAAAAGCACAAGAGAAAGACAGCGGCUGGUGUCAUCAUUCGACUGUGCUACAAAAUUGGGGACUCGUCUGGGACCAACGGUGCAACUGUGCAAGAGAAGGAGGAUGAAAUGCUGCAUCUGCUUUGGAGUGAAUUAUGCAUAUAAUGUAAUCUUUUUUUCAAAUUGGUGCCAGUCACAUAUAAAAUUUCUUUUGGUUCAUCCAGAUAUUAGAGUUCACA